UCUUAAGUUAAUCAGAAAAAAAAACACCGAUUAAUUUCAUUGAAUUUCUUUCAUUUAUUUAAAUAAAUUGUUUUUCAAGCUUGCAGUGAAUUUAGUGGAACAAGCUAAAGCUAUUGAUCCAGAUAAUUUUAGAGUUUGGCUUGUUUCAGCUCAAUUAACUGCUGUCAUGUCUGGCGCUCCAUCAAUUGGUCCUGGUUUAUUAGUCAACACGGAAGUGUUGAGUCAUUUGAUUCAUGCUGCGUAUACCGGUUCAAAUUAUCGAGUAGCUUCACAGUUGACACUUCAUUUGAUGCCUAUAAUUAUUGAAUCUGCUGGACGUGAUUUCCUUUGUGUUCCAUCAGCAGCAUCUCAUCAUACUUCAUCAUCAGAAUCAGAAAAGAUGUCCGAGUUAAUUCAAGUGUUCGAUAGACGAGCACAUUUACGCCUAUCUAUCACUGUUGCUAUAGAAUGUUUAAAUCGAGCUAUCGCUUUUCAACCAAACAAUAUACGAUUAUGGCAUAAUCGAGGUAUAUUACUUCAAUUGAUAGGAUAUUCUAUACCUGCGAAACAUUGUCUUCAAAAGUAUGAUUGA
Schistosoma turkestanicum is the source of this 571-nucleotide messenger RNA. The record is from the annotation of a GenBank genome assembly. Lineage: Eukaryota; Metazoa; Platyhelminthes; Trematoda; Strigeidida; Schistosomatidae.